Messenger RNA from Fusarium sp. VM40, 1092 nucleotides. Lineage: Eukaryota; Fungi; Ascomycota; Sordariomycetes; Hypocreales; Nectriaceae. The record is from the annotation of a GenBank genome assembly.
AUGUCGUCUUCCCCAAUCCUGGGUCCCGCGGCCCAGCCAAAACAACACUUCGACUUCGACGAAGAGCGCCUCGACUGGGCUCCCUCCGUGCCCAAGAAGUACCUGCGCCUGCUAAGACCGCGUCGCUCCGCCGUGAUACUCGUCCUCAUCGACUUCCUCAUCGUCGCCAUUCUCGUCAAGGCCUUCUGGCCGCUCAUCACACUGCUGCGCCGCAACGAGGAGUUGUUUGGCGCACGCCUCACACUUCCUCUCAACGACACUUCCUUUGCGCCCACUCUGCCAGAGCAGCAAACGAUACCGAGAAUCUUCCACCAGACGAGCGCGAACGAGACGGUUCCCGAGGCUUGGAAGGAUUUGGUCAAGAGCUGCAGAGAUGCCUACUCUGAUUAUGAGUACAAGCACUGGACUGACGAGAAGGCUCGCGACUUUAUUUCAGAGGAGUACCCUUGGUUCAUCGAUACCUGGGACACAUUCCCCUUCAACAUCCAACGUGCCGACGCCAUUCGAUACUUUGUUCUACACCACUAUGGCGGCAUUUACCUUGACAUGGAUACCUUCUGCAACAACACCAUCCCGCUGAACCAGAUCGAGGCCGACGGCGCCAAGCACCACGCUGUCUUCAAGUCUACCACGCCCACCGGCGUCUCCAACGACAUGAUGAUCACAUCACCGAACCACCCAGCAUUUACAAAAGCUCUCUCGCGCAUCCAACUCUACAACGACAUCUCAAAACCGUUGGGUUACAUCUUACCUCACGCCGCCGUGAUGGUCUCUGCUGGCCCGCUCUUUCUCACCAUGGCGCUGAAGAACUACCUCCUGGAGCAGCCGUCACUCCCCGAGAAGACGGUGCAGGUCAUCAACGCGACUGAGCUGGAGCCGUACCUGACUGAUUUCGAGGGCGCAUCGUGGCACCACGGCGACACGAAGACGCUGAUGUUUGUUGGUGAUCGACCCUGGAUCUGGUAUAUGCUGGGUGCUAUUGGGCUGAGCGCUGGGCUGUAUGUCAUCAACCUGCUUAUGCUCAAGUGCUGGACACGGUUCUUUGAGAAGACGGCGAGUGACGAGGCCAAGGAUGCUAUCAAGCUUACGUAG